Messenger RNA from Ambispora gerdemannii, 1236 nucleotides. NCBI's taxonomy places the organism in Eukaryota, Fungi, Glomeromycota, Glomeromycetes, Archaeosporales, Ambisporaceae. The record is from the annotation of a GenBank genome assembly.
AUGGAACAAAUAAAUGCCAAACUGUGUGAAAUGUUUCCAGGUCGCGAACAGCAAAUAGAAACACUAUUAAGUCUAAUGGGCGAGCCUCAAGAACAAACACUUCCCGCAAUAUACGUAUACGGAGACCACUCCUUAGGAAAAACAACAGUCAUAAAAUCCCUCAUGAAACUCGCUCUACCACCUCACCAGUACACUUUUAUCGAUUGUAUUGUGUGCUUCGAGCCGCGGAUUAUGUACCAGCACGUGUUAAACGAUUUGACGCAGACGAAACCGACGCCCACGAACAAGUAUAAAAGUCAGAAAUGUGCGAAUUUAAAAGAGUUUGUUGUCAAGGUUGGAGAAUGUUGUCAGUUGGGAAAGGAUGCUGGUGAGACGCGGUAUUUGAUUUUUGAUCAAGCUGAGCGAUUGCGUGAUAAAUCUCCAGAUACACUAUUACCCACUCUGAUGAAGUUGAGAGAAUUGGAUACACUGAAAAUAUUUUCCAAACAUUGCCCAAACAACAUCGACCUCGAUUUUUUCCUAAGCUUUGUGAGAUUCCUGUACGAUGUUUGUAAUAGCAAUUGCAAAGAUCUCUGUGAGAUGUUUCAGUUGGCGUUUUCGUUGUUGCCAAAGUAUAUUGAGCCUGUUGUAAAGGGGCGGGCCAAAAAAGGUGAUACCUUAACGCUAAUUCAACAUAUUGAGCCUUAUUACAGACAGGCAAUGGACAAACUGCAUCUAAACGAGAUAUCAAGUUCUCAAAACGCGCAAACUGAUGAUGGUAUUGAUUUACCUUAUUACACUAAACUACUGCUAAUCGCGUCUUUCCUAGCAUCCUACAACCCAUCACGCCUCGACAAACGAUACUUUUCCAAAGGCUCCGAAGAAACAUUACGUCCGUAUCGUAGAAAAACCAACCAAUCGCAGCAAGGAAGUCCAAAGAAAAGUCCAGCCAAAAAUUCUCAGUAUGAUGCUUCGGGAGGUGGAAAGCUUCGCCAACAACUUUUAGGGCCAGUGGCUUUUCCUGUCGAGCGCAUGCUGGCAAUUUUCGAUAGUAUUAUUCCAGAUUCGAUUGACGCGAACGUCGAGAUUAUGAAGCAGGUAUCAACCCUAGUUACACUACGGCUUCUGACACGGACAACACCAUUCGAUAAUCUUGACUCAACAAAGUACAAAUGUAAUGCGAGCUACGAACUUGUCAAAAAGAUAUCAUCUAGUAUCAAGUUUCAGAUACAGCAUUAUUUGUAUGAUUUCGAAUGA